AACCUGAUACGCUGGAGAAGAACUACCCGCCUCGAAAAAUUCUUGCAAGCCGUUUGUCCUUCUUAUCGACCUAUCAACUCGCAUCGCUGCAUUACAAUUACCUUCGAUAUGGCUACUAAUAUUACAUGGCAUGAGGGCCUGACCCAUUCUGAGCGCUCGGCUUUGACAUCACAGACUGGUCUUACUCUCUGGCUGACUGGACUUUCGGCAUCGGGCAAGAGCACUAUCGCUACUGCUUUGGAGCAGCAUCUUUUGCAGAAAGGGAUCAACGCUUACAGACUGGAUGGAGACAACAUUCGUUUCGGAUUGAACAAAGAUCUCGGAUUCUCAGAGGCUGAUCGUAACGAGAACAUUCGCCGCAUUGCAGAGGUUGCAAAGCUAUUUGCUGAUUCUACGACUGUCGCCAUUACUUCGUUCAUCUCGCCCUACCGCGCCGACCGAGACUCUGCUCGUGCGCUCCACGCCUCGGCCAACAUCCCAUUCAUCGAGGUCUACGUUGAUGUUCCUGUUGAGGUCGCCGAGCAGCGGGACCCCAAGGGCCUAUACAAGAAGGCGCGCGCUGGAAUCAUUCCCGAGUUCACUGGUAUCUCAGCCCCGUACGAGGAGCCGCUGGCUGCGGAGAUCCACGUACGAUCUGACAAGUGCUCUGUUGAGGAGGCUGUCGUGCAGAUCGAGGAGUAUUUGCUUAGCAAGGGUCUGAUCAGCUUCAAAGCUUAGACAAUCAGAGUCGAUAUAGAGUAGAUAAUGAAGUAAUUGUGUCCAACAUAU
Messenger RNA from Myxozyma melibiosi, 768 nucleotides. Its product is annotated as Adenylylsulfate kinase-domain-containing protein. The transcript has 3 exons. Gene Ontology annotation, molecular function: ATP binding; adenylylsulfate kinase activity. Bases 109 to 717 code for a protein of 202 amino acids. The record is from RefSeq and is a predicted model, not a curated record. Gene Ontology annotation, biological process: sulfate assimilation. NCBI's taxonomy places the organism in Eukaryota, Fungi, Ascomycota, Lipomycetes, Lipomycetales, Lipomycetaceae.